Molecule: messenger RNA, 2895 nt
Organism: Cicer arietinum (chickpea)
Lineage: Eukaryota; Viridiplantae; Streptophyta; Magnoliopsida; Fabales; Fabaceae
Product: cation/H(+) antiporter 15-like
Biological process (GO): regulation of pH; proton transmembrane transport
Cellular component (GO): membrane; endomembrane system
Molecular function (GO): antiporter activity
Source: RefSeq, a predicted model, not a curated record
AACUUUCUUAGGUUGUUGUUCAUAAAAAUGAAAAAGGAUCAAUAAGAGAAAAGACGGCAACAAAACGCAAAGAACAAGGAGGAAUUAAUUAAACAUGGGGGGUGGUGGUCCAAUUCCUCCAUGUUAUCAGAUGUCUGUGGUUAAUCCCAGUCGCAUAUGGCAAACUGAUAAUGUUCUAAAAAAGGAGCUCCCAAUUCUUGCCUUCCAAAUUGUCUUUGUCGUUUUGUUGUCUCGUCUUUUCUUCUUUAUCUAUAAACCGCUCCAUCAACCUCGUAUCAUUUCACAGAUCUCUGCUGGUUUUCUACUAACUCCACCCUUCCUGGGGAGAUACACAUCAAUUUUCCAGUUCAUUUUUCCUGUAAAUGGUGUAUUCAACAUUGAAGUUCUAGCACACAUUGGAAUCAUCUACUACGCAUUCCUCAGUGGUCUAGAGAUGAAUUUGAACACCAUUUUACAUGUUAAAAAGAAAGCUGCAAGCAUUGCGGUUGCCGGAAUCAUUUUUCCAAUGAUAAUGGGACCAGCGUUAUACACUUUACAUAGAAAAACUUAUGGCAAGGGUGAUGGAUCAGAAAUUGAAGAAAGUACAAUGAAUGCUUAUUUAUUAUGGACUUUAGUUCUCACUGUGACAGGUUUUCCGGUUAUAGCUCACACACUUUCUGAGCUUAAACUUCUUUAUACUGGUCUUGGGAAGGCUGCAUUAACAGCAGCUAUGAUAAGUGACACAUAUGCUUGGAUUUUAUUCACAUUAUUUGUUCCAUUUUCAAUUAAUGGUACAAAAGCAAUAUAUUCAGUGGUAAGCACCAUAAUAUUUGUUUUCAUUUGCAUCUCAGUGGUUCGUCCUAUCAUUGUAAAGAUCAUUGAUAGAAAGACAGAAAGGGAUGAGUGGGAUGAUGGCCAAUUUCUCUAUGUGGUGAUGGGGCUUUUGGUUUUUUCACACAUAACAGAUGUUCUUGGUACACAUGCCAUUGUUGGAGCUUUUGUGUACGGUUUGAUUUUACCUCAUGGUCGAUUUGCUGACAUGGUAGCGUCUAUCUCAGAUGAUUUUGGUGGCGGCUUUCUAGCACCGCUCUUCUUUAGUGGCAAUGGAAUGAAACUCAUGGUGACCACCAUUUUCUACCAGGACAAUUGGCUCGCCACAAUUAUCAUUAUAAUCUUGUUGUGUGUUCCAAAGAUUUUAAGCACUUUGUUUGCCACUUUCUUUUUUGGCAUGCGUACUCGAGAUGGUUUUUCUCUAGGAUUGAUUUUGAAUACCAAGGGUGCCAUUGCAUUGAUAAUGCUCAACAUUGCUUGGGACAGAUCGAUUGUUUCUGUACCAACCUAUGUUGUUUUAACAUCUGCAGUCCUUCUAAUGACUAUAGUGGUUUCUCCUGUCAUCAAUGCCAUAUACAAGCCCAGAAAGAGGUUUGAGCAGAACAAGCUAAAGACUAUACAGAAGCUAAGAGUUGAUGCAGAGCUAAGAAUUCUAGCAUGUGUUCACAAUUCUCGUCAGGCCGUGGGAAUUAUCAGCCUUAUCGAGUCUUUCAAUGCCACUAGACUUUCCCCUAUACAUGUUUUUGCACUUUACCUUGUCGAACUCACAGGGCGUGCUGCUGCACUUGUUGCUGCUCAUAUGGAGAAGCCUAGUGGCCAGCCUGGAAUGCAAAAUCUUACAAAAUCUCAGGUCGAACUAGAAAACAUUAAUGAUACCUUUGAUUCCUUUGGAGAGGCAUAUGAUGCUGUCAGAGUGCAAACCUUAAAUGUCGUGUCAGCCUAUGCAACCAUACACGAGGACAUAUACAACUCGGCUAAUGAAAAACGCACGAGCUUGGUUCUCCUUCCAUUCCACAAACAACUAAGUUCAGAAGGUGCACUCGAAACAACCAAUGUUGUGUACAGAGAUAUAAAUCUGAAUGUGAUGAAUAGUGCACCUUGCUCUGUGGGAGUCUUUGUUGAUCGUGAUCUCGGGUCAUUACCAAAAUUGAACUUUCGUAUUCGUAUGAUCUUUGUUGGAGGGCCUGACGAUCGUGAAGCUUUAGCUGUUGCAUGGAGAAUGUCAGGGCAUCCGGGAAUUCGAUUAUCAGUGGUUCGGAUACUUCUGUUUGAUGAAGCUACAGAAAUAGAUACCUCAUUUCAUGCUGAAGCACAAGGCAUAUUAUCUGCUGUCAUGGAUAGUGAGAAGCAGAAGGAGUUAGAUGACGAGUAUGUGAACUCGUUUAGACUCACGGCGGUGAACAAUGAUGAUUCUAUAUCCUAUUCAGAGGUUGAUGUUCAUUCAGGUGAAGAUAUUCCCACAGUCCUCAAUGAGCUAGACAAAUUUGGCUGUGAUUUAUACAUAGUUGGACAAGGAAAUUGUAGGAACCUUAGGGUGUUCUCAAAUUUAUUGGAAUGGUGCGAUUGUUCAGAACUUGGAGUUAUAGGAGAUAUUUUGGCAUCAAACAAUUUUGGUUCACGCUCUUCAGUGCUAGUUGUGCAACAAUAUGGCUAUGGAGGAAUGAUAUUAGGAAAGCAAUCCAACCAAGUGACCACUAACAACGAUGCUUUUGAGGUGCUUAUCUGAAGACAGAAUAAGAAUAAUGGUUGGUGAGGAACUAACCUGCACACCAUGAAAGGGCUUGUCUAAUUAUCUAAUGAAAAUUUGAGCAAGUUUGAGACAGUACCAGAUUUUUGUUUUGUGAUUUAAAUUUGGUACCCCAAGAUAUUGGUUAGAGGAUGGUUUUACUGUUCACUUUUGGUUCCCAACAAUGGUACACAUGUCUCCAUUUGUACUUAAUCUUAAUAACAUGGAAAGAAAAACAAGUCAGUCUUAUUAGAAAAAAUGUAUUUGUUGUUGACUGAUAAGGUUCUCUGUUCAUUAAGAAUGUAUAUAAACAUCUAUAUAAUCAGUCUCGUGAUACUAAGUCAAUUUGAAGCUCACAA